AUUUUAAAAGAUUGUCCUUUAGGUUUCGCUUUAUCCAAGAAAUCAUUAUAAUCACGUGACAAUUUCAUUUCAUGAUGCAUGUGAUAUGUUUCACACGAGUGUAGAUCUAUGUUUGGAGCAAAAAGCAUUUUGUGCAAUACUAGGUAAGUUGCACUGACUGCAUUAUAAGUUUGUGGAUUAUUUCGGAUACAAAACUCCGUUCAGCCUUUUUUUUCUUGUUAUAAUAUUUUUUUUUUUAGCCCUUCUUUUGGAGCUUUAUUUUAAAAAAAUUCCAUGUCUGUCAUUCGAGAAGAAUUUGUUUACGCAGUAAUUAAUCGAUCAAUUGCAUUAAUAGACUAUAAUGUUCACACUGAUAUACAUAAACAAUAUGAAUUUAAGAAACAGACAGUUCUUGCUGAUAAUUCUCUUACAGAAGAUGAAAAAACUUAUGCAAUAAGAUGGGUAACUAAAGAUUAUGAUCGAGAUAAAAUUCUUUUUAAUUCAGGAACAAAAAGAACUUGUGAAAAUUGUAAUCAAAAAUGUUUAGCUACAUUUUAUUGUGAAUUUUGUGUUAGAAAUUAUUUAAAAGCAAAAUUUUCAAAUUGGACAUCUGGAAAUGAAGAUAUUGAUAAUUUAAUCCAGAAAUGUCAAAUGGAAUUAGUUAGACCAGAUACUAUAAUUGAAUGGAUUCCAUAUAAUAGUUUACGAAAUAUUAAGUAUCUAACAAAAGGUGGAUUUUCUGAAAUCUAUACAGCAGUCUGGAUUGAUGGAAAAUAUGAAGAAUGGGAUUCUAAAAAAAAACAAUUAAUAAGAUUUGGAGAUCAAGAUGUAAUACUUAAAAGUUUAGAAAAUGUUGAAAGUGCAAAUCAAAGUUGGUUUGAAGAGGCUAAAUCACAUUUAACUAUAGGUAAUAAAUUUCCAGUAAUUGUCCAAUGUUAUGGUUUAACACAAAAUAUAUUAAAUGGAAAUUAUAUGCUUGUGAUGGAUAAAAUGAAUAUAAAUUUAAGAGAAUAUUUGCAACAAAAUCAUAAUAAGCUUACAUGGAAACAAAAAAUCAAUAUAACUUUUGAAAUAGUUAGGGCACUUUAUUUUAUUCAUUUUGAUAAUGCAUCAAUUCAUAGAGAUUUACAUUCAGGAAAUAUAUUGUAUUCACAACUUAAUAGCCUAUGGUAUAUUAGUGAUCUUGGAUUUUGUGGACCUGCUGAUAAAUCAUCAAAAUGUAUAUAUGGAAAUCUUCCUUACAUAGCACCUGAAAUUAUUAAUGGAAAAGAAUAUACUUUUAAAUCUGAUAUUUAUAGUAUUGCAAUGCUUAUGUGGGAAAUUUCAUCACAACAACCACCAUUUAUUAAUCAUGAACAUGAUUACGAUCUUGCAAUGAAUAUUAUUAAUGGUAUUAGACCAAGAAUAGUAUCAGGAACCCCUGUUGAAUAUAAAAAUUUAAUGGAAGAAUGUUGGGAUGCAGAUCCAUCAAAAAGACCAGAUACUACUACACUUACAAUAAAAGUAAGGGAUAUGAAUUUAUAUUAUCAAAGUAUGACAGAUGAAUCAGAAAUACAUAAUAAUUUAGAAUUUAGUGAAGCAAAUAAUUUAGUAAAUAGUACAAAUAGCAGAUUAUUUACAAGUAAAAUUCAUCAAUUUGAACAAAGAAAUGCAACAGAAGAGGAGCUAGAAGCAUUUCAUAGUAAAUCGUAUGAUUUUAGUAUUCCCGCUAAUAUUAAUGAUUUUAAUAAACCAAGAAAUCAGAGUAAUAAUAAUACAUCAAAAUUACACAGUAUAUUUAAGGCAAAUAGUAAAAAUUUAUCCAAAACAUUUGAAAAGUUGCCAAUAAAAGAUGGUAAGUGAAUAAAUAAGCUUAUUUAUUAGUGCAAAUAUUCAUUAUUUAUUAAACAUAAUUUAUUUUUAAUUUA
Messenger RNA from Rhizophagus irregularis DAOM 181602=DAOM 197198, 1886 nucleotides. Lineage: Eukaryota; Fungi; Glomeromycota; Glomeromycetes; Glomerales; Glomeraceae. The record is from RefSeq and is a predicted model, not a curated record.